AUGAAUGGAGCUGUAAAGGCCACCAUAAAGAACAUUAAGAAGAUUAUGAGGAAAAUGAUUGACAAUCACAGAGGUUGGCAUGAGAUGUUGUCAUAUGCUUUAUUGGGUUACAGAACGACCAUCAGAACGUCAAUCAGAGCUACUCCAUACUUGUUAGUAUAUGGAACAGAAGAAGUUAUACCAGCCGAAGUUGAAAUACCUUCAUUGAGAAUCAUCCAAGAAGCUGAAUUGAGCAAUGCUGAUUGGGUUCGCAAUCAGAUUGACCAGUUAACAUUGAUUGAUGAUAAGAGAGUGGUUGUUGAUGAGUACAAAGGGAAAUUCGCACCAAAUUGGCAAGGACCCUACAUGGUCCGCAAAGUGCUAUCUGUAGGUGCCUUAGUCCUGUCAAAGAUGGAUGGCACCGAAUGGCAAAAAAUGAUCAAUUCAGAUGUUGUCAAGAGAUAUUAUGUCUACAAGUUUGCCUCAAGAUCAUCAUAUUCCUCCAUUCAACGAACAUGGAGAAGUCAAAAAGGCAAGGAGCUCCCCGAAAUUGACAAUUUUUCUGUGGAUGCAGGAACAGUUUUAUGCUUCUAA
Solanum stenotomum is the source of this 573-nucleotide messenger RNA. RefSeq lists its product as uncharacterized. Lineage: Eukaryota; Viridiplantae; Streptophyta; Magnoliopsida; Solanales; Solanaceae. Bases 1 to 573 code for a protein of 190 amino acids. The transcript has 3 exons. The record is from RefSeq and is a predicted model, not a curated record. Gene Ontology annotation, molecular function: nucleic acid binding.